Colius striatus (speckled mousebird) is the source of this 1885-nucleotide messenger RNA. It is a transcript of the gene COASY, whose product is annotated as Coenzyme A synthase. Gene Ontology annotation, biological process: coenzyme A biosynthetic process. The transcript is spliced from 9 exons. The coding region runs from base 69 to 1655 and encodes 528 amino acids. NCBI's taxonomy places the organism in Eukaryota, Metazoa, Chordata, Aves, Coliiformes, Coliidae. The record is from RefSeq and is a predicted model, not a curated record. Gene Ontology annotation, molecular function: ATP binding; dephospho-CoA kinase activity; pantetheine-phosphate adenylyltransferase activity.
UCGGCCUCAGCGGGGCCGCUCCGCCGCCGGGCGCCGGGCGAGAGGCGGCGGCGGUUUCCGGCGGGGCCAUGCCGCCCUUCGGCUCGGGGCUGCUGGUGCUCACGGCUCCGUUGGCCGCGUUGCCGAGGCGGGCGGCGGCGGCGCUGGCGGCGGCCGCGGGGGUGGUGGCGGGGCCGCUGUACGUUCACCUGCAGCCGGGGCUGGUGCUGUCCGGCCCCGCGCCGCUGCCCGCCGCUCCGCCCGCCUGCCCCGCGCUGCUCCGGGCUCUGGCCGCGCUGUACGCGGCGGCGGCGGCGCAGCGGGGCCUGGAGCUGCGCGUCCUGCUGAGCCCCGGCCGCCGCCUGGCGCGGCCGCCGCGGGUGCUCAUGGCCGACGCGCCGGGGCCGCCGGGGCCGGUGGAGCGAGGCCUGCGGCACCUGGCCGCCGCCGCUUACGGCUGCCCGCCCGGCCUGCCCGCCCUGCUGCUGCCCGGCGCCGAGGACGGCGGCGCGGGGGGUCCCGAGGACGACCCCGACCCCGAGGCGGCUCUGCCGGGCUUCUCGGACGUGGUGGUCGGCGGCACUUUCGACCGCCUCCACGGCGCCCAUCGCCUCCUGCUCAGCGCCUGCUGCCUGCUGGCCCGGCAGCGGCUCCUGGCCGGGGUGGCCGACGGCGACCUGCUGCGCCACAAGGUCCUGCCGGAGCUGAUUGAGCCGUACGAGCUGCGAGCGGCGAGGCUGCGCGAGUUCCUGGAGGACACGAAGCCCUCUCUGCGCUACGACAUCGUGCCUCUGACCGACCCCUACGGCCCCUCGGUCACAGACCCCGACCUGCAGUGCUUGGUGGUCAGCGAGGAGACCCGCAGGGGAGGCGAGGCCGUGAACAAGAAGAGACUUGAGAAUGGGCUCCCCGAGCUGUCUCUCUAUGAGAUCCUGUUGGUGAAGGAUCCCGAGCACAGUCAGAACGAGGAAGAGAAGAUCAGCUCCUCCAGCCUGCGGCAGAGGCUGCUGGGGACGCUGCUGCGGCCCCCACAGCACAACCCUGCCUUGCCCUCGCGCCCGUACGUCGUCGGCCUGACUGGAGGAACUGGGAGUGGGAAAACCUCCAUUGCCAAGCUCCUGGGGCACCUGGGAGCGUUCCUCAUCGACGCCGACAGGCUGGGCCACACCGCCUACAUCCCCGGCGGCCCUGCCCACGAGCAGGUGGUGGCGGCUUUUGGGGCAGAAAUCUUGAAUGAAGAUGGGACCAUUAACAGGACAGUCCUCGGGGCCAAAGUGUUUGGAAACCAGGAGAGGCUGAAGAGUCUGACAGACAUUGUGUGGCCCGAGAUCGCCCGGAUGGUCAAGGAGCAGCUCGAGGAGGCCAGUGCUCAAGGCAAAGCCGUUUGCGUGCUGGAUGCAGCCGUGCUGCUGGAGGCUGGCUGGCAGGACAUGGUCCAUGAGGUGUGGACAGCCGUCAUCCCCGAGGAGGAGGCUGUGAAACGCAUCGUGGCCAGGGACGGGCUGAACGAGGAGGCUGCUCGCAGCCGGGUGCAGAGCCAGAUGAGCAACAGCCAGAGGGUGGAGAGGUCGCAUGUGGUGCUGUGCACGCUCUGGGAGCCGGAUGUCACCCGCAAGCAGGUGGAGAAGGCCUGGGGCCUCCUGCAGGAGCGCCUGAGCCAGGAACGCAGCCUGUGAGGGGUCAUGCUGCUCGUCACCGGGACACCCCAGCCCUGCGGAUCCGUGUCCUGGGGCAGCACCCACCAUCAGUGAGCCGGCCCUGCUGAGCCCACCUACCACUGCAGCUCCAAGGAGGGGUCAGCCGUGUCUUGCUGUCACCCAGUGACAAGGAGGAUCCUGCAACAGCUCCUCGGGCCAAAAGUGUCCAGACCUCCCCACCUGAGAGUAAAGAGGCUUCUCCCUCUGUA